UGUUUCUCACUCUUCUCCGCUCUCCUACCGAGGAGAAAACGGAAGCAAAAGCAGAGCCGAAAGCUCAGACGCAAUUCUGGCCGUACGAUCCAUGCUUCCCGGUGUAAUCCACGACUGACAUUUCACGAUGCAGCUCCUCGUCGUCGCCGGCUGAGAUCUUGAUCCCUCAUUUUCCUCGCUCAACACGCACUUGAAGAAGUGUCCCCAAGGAUGGGCUAUGAUCACACAUGAGGCUGUGAAAGUUAUUUGAUAUAUGAUUUGUUUUGUGGAAACUUGGAAAGCAGCAAGGGUUGGGACAUAGAUUUGUAUAAAGAGGUUUUAUUUGAGGGUGUGGAUUGGUGGGGCCGGGGGACUUGGAGAUGGAGGCCUUUUUUUUUUUUUAAUAAAAAAAAGGCCCUUUUCGGAUGUUUGUUUCUCUUAUCCAUGUUGGAGUGAAGAUGAAGUAGCUAUCCUAGAAAGAAGGUGUGGUGCACUGUAGCUCUAUCCAAGGUGGUGUCUGAAGAAGUUUUUCUGUUUAUAGAUCCAUCAAAGAGGGGGAGGGGAUGGAGAUUGUUGGUUCUCUGUAAUGGUCAGAUGAUGAUGUUUGGGCACAGGUGGAGCUUUUCUUGGGGUGGCAGGGCUGGUUUUUGGAAAAAGGGAGGCCACCUAUCCGGAGAGCAACUCUCUUGUCCUAUUAUGUGAGCCAGGUGAUUGAGAUCUAUUAAAAUGCGACAUCCUGGAAAAAUUUAUCGAAAGGCAAACAAGGAAGAAAAUGACUUAACUGGUUCAAGUCUUCCCAGAUACUUGGAUGCUCUUCAGGUACCGAUAGAUCUUUCAUCCUCAGAGGACGAAGAGGAGGAUUUUUAUGCCGAGGAGGAUGAUGAUAAUCACUCUUAUGAAAAUACUUCCAACCAGUUGGUGGUCUAUGAUCCUGUAGCAAAUAGUGCCACCGAAGUUGAACCUGUUCCUGACCCUAUUCAAUAUCGGCUCCCAUCUUUCACUGGAUACUCUACCACCAAUGCACCUUCCAGAGUUUUGCCAUCUGUAGGGGCUUUCACCGUCCAAUGUGCUAACUGUUUCAAAUGGAGGCUGAUACCAACAAAGGAGAAGUAUGAAGAAAUACGUGAACAUAUCUUAGAGCAGCCUUUUGUAUGUGAAACAGCUCGUGAGUGGCGGCCUAAUGUGUCAUGUGAUGAUCCAGCUGAUAUUUCUCAAGAUGGAAGCAGGCUCUGGGCAAUUGAUAAGCCUAAUAUUGCUCAGCCCCCGGCAGGGUGGCAACGGCUGCUAAGGAUCAGAGGUGAAGGGAGCACUAAGUUUGCAGACGUGUAUUAUGUUGCACCAUCAGGCAAGAGACUCCGCUCAAUGGUAGAAGUCCAAAAGUACUUGGUGGAGCAUCCAGAGUAUAUGGUGCAUGGGGUAACUCUGUCACAAUUUUCAUUUCAAAUCCCCAAACCAUUGCAGGAAAACUAUGUGAGGAAGCGCCCUGCUCGUGUAAAUGCAGGGUCAUAUGAUGAUACUACUAGUUCAGGAAUGUCUAGACCUCUUGAGCCUGGUGAAGUGAACCCUCUAUCAUGGGCAGGACCAGCUGAGUGUAUAGACUUGCAACUUCGUACGCCAGGUCUAUCUGCUCCAUACUUUGAAGCACCUGUAUUUGAUCCUGUUAGUCGGCCAACGAAGCAGGCGAGGAGAACACUGCCUAGAGAUAUGUAUGACAGUAACAUGGUGUAUAAUCAGCAGAAAGUCAAGGUUGAAGAGCCUAAUCAAUCUAGAGCUGGUGAUUAUGAUCCAUGAGGCACCAUCAGUGUUGGGAUCACUUUUUGAUUAUGUAAGCUUGUCUUAUGCUUUGACUUAUAUUUUGAUCAUGCAGGGGAAAAAGGAUUUAAGUAACUUUUCUCAAGGGGCAGAUGAAAAUCAAAAAAGAAAAAGGGUUGGGUCGAAGGAUGGUUUUACAGGCUUGCUUGCUAUGUGGGAUAUGUGAUAUAGUCAUAUAAAAGAAAAUUCUGAAGCUCAUUUAGGGGUUUUUUUACUUAAUUUGGGAACACAAGUUUUUCAUGUUUCUGUACAUCCAUCACUGUAAGUAUUAUGUUGGGCCGUAUAGGUGAGGGAGAGAAUGAUCUUGUUGACCCCAGUGAGUUUAUAUUUUAUUCUAAUACUUAUCUUGGUUACCUUAUUGAAUUUAAAUAUUGUUCUAGAAAA
Vitis riparia (riverbank grape) is the source of this 2175-nucleotide messenger RNA. Its product is annotated as methyl-CpG-binding domain-containing protein 2-like. The transcript is spliced from 7 exons. NCBI's taxonomy places the organism in Eukaryota, Viridiplantae, Streptophyta, Magnoliopsida, Vitales, Vitaceae. Gene Ontology annotation, molecular function: zinc ion binding; DNA binding. The coding region runs from base 706 to 1770 and encodes 354 amino acids. The record is from RefSeq and is a predicted model, not a curated record.